GCAGAAGUCCGACGGCGAGUAUCAGCCGAGAGCUGGUCCUCAUCCAUCUCAGCACAGCUUGACUGGAGAGCUGGAUUGCUCAACGAUCGCACAAACACAGGCUGCUUUACGACGAUGCCAAGGGUCACACUUGCCAAAUUACGCAAACGCGCUCGAGACCAGCAGCGGAAGAAGGAGGUGGCCGCGUCCUGUCGCUCGCAGACCGUCUAUACAGCACCAGGGCCUGCUGAGCGCAUCGAUCGAGUCGCAGGCCCCUUCAUCAAGGGCAAUGAUGGCGAAGACGACGAGGUCACCGGCGAAAGGGGUGGCGUUGUCCUGAGAGCAGCACCAGAAGAUGGCGGCGCCGUCAUUCUGCAGAGACUCUCGCAAAGCUCCCACUCCCAGCUUGUACGAUUUAAGAGGGACGCAAAGGAGUUGAGACUAUUGAAAGAGACUCUGCAAGAAGAGCUAGAGGCGAGGGAAGAGGAGCAUGACCUUGAGCUCGAUAACGAUGCCCUCGCCCUCGGCCUCCGCGUCCGAGACGUUGAGAGUAUGCCACCAUCGGACCGCAAGGGAGAGAACAUGACCGCAAACCCUACACGCGCUACCACUGUCCCAACAAAGGAAUGGCAAUUCACCUCGUCCCACCUCCUCGCACAGAAGGAAAGCAAUGACUUUCUGGCAGCACUUCGCGCCGUGACCUACAGCUACGUAGACUUCCUCGAGCCGCUCUUCCUCGACGAGCUGCGCAGCGUGCUUGGCAAGAGGGAGGCUGGUCUCCAAAGACUGAAGAAGACGGUAGGGGAAGAGCAGAUGAGGUUCCUUGAUGGAUGUGCAUGGACAGGGAUACGGAUCCUUGAAGAAGGAAGUAGGACUGCUUGGCAGGCGUACGGAGAUGGUAGGUAGUACCCGUCUACGGACUCGGGAUCGGCAGCGAGCUUACUCAGAUCCCUACGACCCCGCCUAACCUCACGGCAGAUGCAUCACCAACCCUGCUCCUCACCUUCGGGCCACGUCUCA
Jaminaea rosea is the source of this 999-nucleotide messenger RNA. RefSeq lists its product as hypothetical. The transcript has a single exon. The coding region runs from base 115 to 885 and encodes 256 amino acids. The record is from RefSeq and is a predicted model, not a curated record. NCBI's taxonomy places the organism in Eukaryota, Fungi, Basidiomycota, Exobasidiomycetes, Microstromatales.